Perca flavescens (yellow perch) is the source of this 2293-nucleotide messenger RNA. RefSeq names its product dystrobrevin, beta b (gene dtnbb). Lineage: Eukaryota; Metazoa; Chordata; Actinopteri; Perciformes; Percidae. Gene Ontology annotation, biological process: synaptic signaling. Gene Ontology annotation, cellular component: plasma membrane; synapse. Bases 230 to 2047 code for a protein of 605 amino acids. Gene Ontology annotation, molecular function: zinc ion binding. The record is from RefSeq and is a predicted model, not a curated record. The transcript is spliced from 20 exons.
UGCUGAUGCCGAGCGGAGCGGGGGCGCCUGUACACAUCGGUGUGCGGCUACAGCCGCAGUUCCCAAGACUGAAGUCGAAUGAAACGGGAUAGGAGGUUGAAAUAUGAUUAUGGAUCGGCCGAGCAGUUCCUCAUCGCUCGGACAGCUGUAACGUCGGCGGACACGCGUGGAUUCAUCAAAGGGUCGAUGAUUAGGGCUUCACUUGGUUUGACAUUCAGCCAGAGACAGAAUGAUCGAGGAAGGCAGUAAACGAGGCAAGGCCAUGGUGGAGAAGAGACAGCUCUUCAUGGAAAUGAGAGCUCAAAACUUCGAUGUAAUCAGACUGUCGACUUACAGGACGGCCUGCAAACUGCGGUUUGUGCAGAAGAGAUGCAACCUUCAUCUGGUGGAUGUCUGGAACAUGAUUGAAGCCUUUCGUGACAACGGGCUCAACACGUUGGACCACAACGCUGAGAUCAACGUGUCGCGGCUAGAGACUAUAUUGUCUUCCAUCUACUACCAGCUCAACAAGCGGCUGCCCACCACCCACCAGAUCAAUGUGGAGCAGUCCAUCGGGCUGCUGCUCAACUUCAUGGUGGCCACCUACGACAGUGAAAGCCAUGGGAAGCUGACCGUUUUCUCAAUGAAAUCCAUGCUGUCAACAAUGUGUGGAGGGAAAAUUGUGGAUAAACUACGCUAUAUUUUCUCACAGAUAUCUGACUCAAGUGGAAUCAUGAUGUUUGCAAAGUUUGAUCAGUUUCUUCGGGAGGUGCUGAAACUCCCCACAGCCGUGUUCGAGGGUCCUUCUUUUGGCUACACGGAGCAUUCAGUGCGGACGUGCUUCCCUCAGCAGAAGAAGAUUAUGCUGAACACGUUUUUGGAUGUGUUAAUGGCAGAUCCUCCCCCUCAAUGCCUCGUGUGGCUACCGCUCAUGCACCGACUUGCUAAUGUUGAAAAUGUCUUCCAUCCGGUGGAAUGUUCAUAUUGCCGGAGCGAGAGCAUGAUGGGUUUCCGAUAUCGGUGCCAACAGUGCCAUGGCUACCAGCUCUGCCAGAGCUGCUUCUGGCGUGGCCAUGCCAAUGGUCCCCAUAGCAACCAGCACCAGAUGAAGGAACACUCGUCUUGGAAGUCUCCGGCCAAAAAGCUGAGCCACGCAAUCAGUAAAUCUCUAGGCUGCGUCCCCAUCGGUGAGCCGCCACAUCCUGUGUUUCCCGAGCAGGCUGAGAGACCACAGGAACUCACCCAUACUGUUCAGCCGAAACCAGUGGCCAACAACAUGAACGACACAAUGCUCAUGUCCUCUGGGGCACCUACUCCUACCAAAAGUGUCUUGGAGAGUCCCAGCCGGCUAGAUGAAGAGCACCGCCUCAUCGCUCGAUACGCUGCCCGCCUGGCAGCCGAGGCGGGCAACUCCACACAACAAUGUCCUCCAACAGAUCUGGGUUUCAACUUUGAUGCCAAUAAGCAACAGAGACAGCUGAUUGCAGAGCUAGAGAACAAAAACAGGGAGAUCCUCCAGGAGAUCCAGCGGCUGCGUUUGGAGCAUGAGCAGGCCUCUCAGCCGACCCCAGAAAAAGCCCAGCAGAACCCCACACUUCUGACUGAACUGCGGCUCCUCAGACACAGGAAGGACGAGCUGGAGAGGCGCAUGUCGGCCCUGCAGGAGAGCAGACGGGAGCUGAUGGUGCAACUUGAGGGACUUAUGAGGCUGCUAAAGGAUGAGGAACAGAAGCAGGCUUCCCAGUCUGGAAGCUCCCCUCAUUCCUCCCCUGGUCACGGUGCAGGUUGCUCCAUGCCCAUGCCCAUUCGUUCCACCUCAGCUGGGUCCACCCCGACUCACACACCACAGGACUGCCUGGCAGGGGUGGGAGGGGACGUGCUUGAGGCCUUUGCUCAGGGUGUACCUAGAAAUCUUCGGAAUGAUCUAUUAGUUGCUGCUGACUCAAUCACAAACACCAUGUCAUCACUGGUGAAAGAGCUCCACUCAGUUGAUGACGUGGGAGUGGAAGAGGAGACCAACAUGAGGAACGGUGGGGACAGAGGCACAUUGAGAGUACAGAAGCACUGAAGACAAGAGAACACCAUUCCACCCUGUAAGGACAUACAGUCAUCAACUGGGAAGAAUCAGUUACAACAACAACAACAACAACAACAACAACAACAACCCCUGGCAUUAGCACGUAGAGUAAUGCAUGCUGUAAUCUAACAAGAUUUCACUAUGUGAAAAAAACGUCUCUUCACACCUUGCAGGUAGCAAGAUGUGUCUAAUUAGCGAGUGUGUAUGUUGUCCUGUAAACAAAAACUGCUGUAAUUA